GAAAGGAGAAAGUAAAUCGGUCAGGUGAUCAAUAUGUCUGCGCCCAGGGUUGUUGGGCUAAUAGCAAACAAACGUUUUUAGAUAGUUUAUCUUAUGUUUUGAUAUCAAACAACAGUGAAGUUCUUCAGCAAAUGUCCACUUCUUCGCAGUUGAAGUUAGAAGAUCUUACUCAGGCGACGAGAAUGGCAAACAGCGGUACGUUGUUUACACAAGAUCAUCAAAAUAAGAAUCCCAGCUCAAAUGUGAUGGAAAUGCUCCUUGAACGGUUUGAGCGCCUUCCAGAAUUAGACAGAACAUUUUUUGUCUAUGGACCUUUCUACCUUGGGAUAAAUUCAGCACUUGCUGGUUUAAUUGCCAACAGUUUCUUUCGGAGAGCUCUCAAUAUUGCACAGGCUCGUUUUGCAUCUAGUUUGCCUAUGGCAGUCCUUCCAUUCCUGUCAACCGUAGCUGGGUAUAAUGCUGUUAUAUCAAAACCUUUGCUUUCAGGUGAUCUAAACUGUCCCACAUGUGCUCUAGUUAGAGGAGGAUUAGUGGCAUCUUUUGGUGGAGGCUUAUAUCCUGUUCUCUUGGCCUUGCCUAUAAAUGCUGGACUUGCCACAAGGUACAAUACAAGCCCUAUGCCAGAAAAAGGAAAUAUAAUAAGAUUCUGGAUUGCUCUUUGUCAGCCAUUUAAGAGAAAAAUAAGCUAUGUGAUAAUCCUUCAGACUCUGUUUGGAUUCUUCCUAAGUUCCAAGCACUAUGCAAUUUACAUGAAAAUGCUUGAACUUCCUCCGUCCCACAUAGAUCCCGAACAUUAAAGGAGGAAAAUAUUUAACUUGAAUAUUUGAUAGCAUAUUAUCAUGCAUUAAUGGUGUUUAAUAAAUUUUAAUGAUUUGAGUAAUAACAGUACAAUCAAUUAAAUUCUUAUCAAAAGACAAGCAAUCUUUUAUACUCCAUGGUUUCAAGGCGACUAAAUGCUAUAUCAGUGACAAAGGAAGUAACUUCGACUUUCUGCUAUCCACAAAAGGUGAACAUGUAAUAUAAUAAAAUCUUGGUUGUGAACCAAAGCCUGCAUUGUUAGUACAAUCAUCAAACAAUUCAAAGAAGCAAUGCUGGUUUCCUUGCUGUAAUGGAGAAAUAAAUUUCUAAAUUUGUAAUAUAAUAAAUUUAGUAAAACAAACAUUUCUGUUGUAAUGUGAUAUUCACUUUGAGUUUCCCUUUAGCUAAGAGGGAGACUUGUUCUGCAGAUCCCAUUUGUCAAUGCAAUACAGUCCCUAUCCCUUGCUUUCUAUUCAGUCUCAGUUAAAUCUUUACCAAACCAAUUGGUGUUGAAUUGUUAACAAGGAAGCUACCAGUGUUAUAAAAAUUAAUGUCAUUAAUUCCUCAUUUUUUCCUCUAAUGUGACUGGCCUGCUCCAAUUAUUAUUCAAGCAGUCAAAGAGACAGAUUUAAAAUUAAACCACCGACAUUGGAUUAAAUAAUUAUUGCCCCCAUGUCUGUGAUUUUGAAUUAAGAUAAAUACUUUCCAUAAUGUUAUUACCUAAUUAAAGAUCAUUUAUUUUUCUGAAGGUGAUUUUCCACAGGCAGCCUUAAAAGUAACUACCUACUUAAAAAUAAAAUACGGAACUAAAUAUGGCACUGGUGCAUGUUCUGAAACUUGGAGUAAAAGAUUUUAUCUCACACUUUUAACGUCUGUUAAUGCAAGCAAAUAUUGGAAGAUUUAAUUUAUAAUGUAGUCAUGUCCACGAAUAACAUGGAUAAAUAAUAAUAUUGAAAUCUUUUCAAUACUCCAUCAGCCAAGUUUUAAGAAAAAUGCCAACAACUAAGGUAAAGAUGCUAGAACUCAAUGGCCAAAAGAUGUAAAAUGCCUAGUAGAUAUUUGUCUUUUUCUUUGUUUGUAUCAGUAAUUCCAGUGUUACUUGUAUAGGUGUAAACAACAAAAGUUAAUGCAACUUAUUAAGAACAUUAAAAUAAUUAAUAUAAUUGUUCACAUUUCCAGGUUGACUAUGGAUUCAAUCUGGAAAAUUAAAUAUUUUGAGUAACCAGUACCAUUCUCUUCCUGCUGGUUGGUUAUGAAAUGAAAAGUUAAAAGAAUUCUUCAUAUUCUUCAUUCUGUUAAAAAGUAUCUUUCUGCAUUUCUUCGAGCUCCACUCACAACAGCACAUUAAUGCAAUCUACACAAGCAAAGUGAUAAACAUCUUGCAUUUUAUAUACAUGUGUGAACAUCUUCCUAUUAAUUCUAAACAAGUUCCAAGUUGCAUAGUACAUUAAAAUAUGUUUAUGCUGUCUUUAAUACAAAGAAGGAAUGGAGUUAACAAAAAGCUGGAAGAACUCACUGGUCAAGUAGCAUCUUUGGAGAUGAGCAGUGUAUGUCAAUGCUUCUGGUCAAGACCCUGCAUAAAGACUAGGAAGAUUGUUAGUAUAUUACCAGUAUUUAGACUAGGAAGUAAAGCAUAAAGCAACAUGGGAACAGGAUAAUGGGAAGAUGGAAGCAGAGGGUGUGUUGGGACAGAGAUUGGUAGGUGAUAGGUGAAACAAGGCAGCGAUAGUGUGGUUACCCGAAAAUGGAAAAAUCAUUAUUCAUAACAUUGGAUUGUAAGCUUCCAAAAUAGGAUGUGUAUUGUCUUAUAAAUUUAUGUUUGGCCUAUCUUUAACAAUGGAGAAGGCAAAGAUGGGAGAGGUCAGUGUGAGAGUAAGAAAGAGAGUUGAAAUGACGUUGAAAUGAGAGUUGAAAUCUGAAAGCUCAAAAUGCCCUUUGAAAAGAGCGCAGGUGAUCUGUAAAAGUAGUCUAUUGAACGCUUGAUUUUACUAAUGUAUGAGAAGCCACAUCACGAACACCCAAUGGAAGAGGUGCAAGUGAACUUCUGCCUCAAAUGGAAGAAUGUUUCGUUUCCUGAUUGGUGGUAAAGAGACAGGUGUUGCCCCAUCUGCAGUUGCUAGGGGAUGGGGAAGGUGGAUAGGGAGUGAUGAGAAGAGUCCUGAGGAAAGCAGAAAGGGAGGGAAAUAGUGGAAGAUGUGAUUGUGGUGGAAUAGUGUUGAAACCCUCAGAAAUGAUGAAAGAGAUGUGUUGGAUGCUGAGGCUGGUGGGGUGAAACUUGAAGGAGGAGGAUGUUGCAGAAGCAGAAUGCCUCAUCUUGAAAUCUGAUGCAGUGGAGACUGAGAAAAAGGGAUGACAUUCUUACUGGAAUCAGGCUGGAGGAGGUAUCGUUGCGAUAACUGUGGGAGCUGAUGAGUUUAUAGAUGAGGCCAAUGACAAGUCUACCUCCAUAGGUGGAGACAGAGAUUCAGAAAAGAAAAAGUGUCAGAUCAACCAGGUGAUAUUGAGUGCAGGGUCGCAGUUGAUAGUGAAGGUUUUGAAAUUGACAAAUUGUGUACAAGUGCUGGUACCAUCACUCCAACUUCCAGAAAAGCAUCCACUUAUGUAAAAGACAAACAUGGUACUAAAUAUGUUUUCUAUUAAUAUUUCUCAAAUACCAACAUGAUCUAUAACAUAUCUAAAUAAUGUUACCUAAAAUCAUAUUACCUUACAAAUGCAACCCAAAGAUGGAUGUGAAAUCGAUUGAUAUUGUAUUAUUGUAUAGCUGCUCCCACAAAGAUAUUAAAUACCAGACUAGAUGUGGCACAGCUAGUAUACUCAUCUCCUCAGCCCAAUGACCUGGGUUAAAUCCUGAUAUCAGAUGUUCUCUGCCAACAUCUCCCAGGUUCUAGUUUCCUACAACCUCUCUAAAACAUGCAGUUUGGGAGGCUAAUGGAUAAUUAUAAAUAGUCCAUAGUUAAGUGGCAGAAUCUGGAAGGUUUUUGGGAAAGUGGGAAGAUUAAAGUGGGAUUGGGGUAGGAUUAGUGGUCCAGAAAAGGAAAAGGAAUGGCAGCAUCUUUACCCAAUAUUUUGUGCAAUGAAGGUGCUCUUAGUACACAUCAGAUUAAGUCACUUUUUUCUCUCCUCCUAAUCCACCUAGUUCUAAACCCACCCAUAUUCCCAAUGCACCCUAUUAUCCUGUUUCUUUCCCUUCCUCCACCCACGCCAACUGCCUACCACCAACACAGUUCUCCAACUGUUUCCUCCACUUCCCACUAUUCCCAUCUGCCCACCUCACCUCCCUUAUUUGUUCUGUGCUCUCCUUUCUCAUUAAAGUCCAUCAUCUGCAGCCCUUUAUCGCUUCCAAUCACCUCCCAGCCUAUUACACUGUUUCAACUCUCCCCACCCUCCCCUCCCAAUCCA
Hypanus sabinus (Atlantic stingray) is the source of this 4197-nucleotide messenger RNA. It is a transcript of the gene tmem126a, whose product is annotated as transmembrane protein 126A. Gene Ontology annotation, cellular component: mitochondrion. NCBI's taxonomy places the organism in Eukaryota, Metazoa, Chordata, Chondrichthyes, Myliobatiformes, Dasyatidae. Bases 132 to 797 code for a protein of 221 amino acids. The record is from RefSeq and is a predicted model, not a curated record. The transcript is spliced from 5 exons. Gene Ontology annotation, biological process: mitochondrial respiratory chain complex I assembly.